CAGCAGCAGCAGCAGCAACAACAGCAACAGCCCAGAGUGCUUCCGUGCCCACCACCAAGGAUCGCAGCAGCGAGGGCGGUACUGGGCGGGGCGGCGGCAUGGCUAAGCGCAAGCGCAGGUACUCGGCGGAGGAGGAGGGGAAGCGGCUGCUGAACCAGUGCAGCAAGCACCGCGACCUCAAGACCGCGCUCUCGCUCUUCGACGCGCACGUGGCGGGCACGGGCCCCGCGUUCAAGACGUACGAGUACAACAUCCUGCUUUACCUCUGCUCGCUCGUCGCCAUCACGGGGGAGCAUGGAGGUGUACGCCGACAUGCAGCGCCGCGCCGUGCCGCUCAACAAAGCCACCUUCACCGCGCUCGCGCGCCUGGCGUCGGCGCGGGGCGACGCGCGCAUGGCGUUCCGCGUGGUGGAGGACAUGGUGGCGCACCGCGCCACCGCUCGUACGACCCCGCGCUGCUCGCCUUCUGCCGCCAGGGCGACCUGCCCCGCGCCGAGGAGGUCUUCCAACACAUGGCUGCAGGGGGGCUUGCCGCGCUGCCCGAACAGGUUGCUGCGCUGCUGGACGUGAGCGUGCGGGCGGGCAGCCCGGGCAGCGUGUACAAAAACAUUCACCGCAUGCGGAAAGUUGCGCGUGGGCUGCCCGAGGACGUGAUAGGGUCGUUGAGAGCUUGGUUUGAGUCCGCCAGUGCGAGACAGGGAGGGGGGGAUGGUGAGGGGGAGACGAGAGCAGAGGAGGCAGGAGAAUCAGGCAGCUGUGAGGGGGAGACAGAGGUGAAGGGGGAGGGGGCGGAGGCAGGGCGGAAGACAUGGAGCUGGGAGGAGGCGGAGAGGGCGAUGAGAGUGAACGGGGGGGGAUGGCACGGGCCGGGCUGGACCAUGGAUAGCCACAACGCAGGGGCCGCAGGGGGCAAGGGCGGCGAGUGGCAGGUGCAGGACGUGCUUGUGGACGAGGUGGGCGUGUGCAGCGGGUGCGGCGGGCAGCUGGCGACCAUAGACCUGGACGACGAGGAGACGGAGCGCUUUGCCCGCGCCCACGGGCCGUUCAGCGCCGUGGUGGACGCGGCGAACGUGGGACUGUACCACCAGAACCUCGCGCAGGGCGGGUUCAACUUCUGGCAGCUCCACUCCGUCGCCAAGGCCGUGGCCGCCCUCGCACCCGCCGCCCCAGGCUCGGCCAUGCCUUCAGAGGCGUCCUCAGACUCCCCCUCCGCCUCCCCGCGCCUGCCGCUGCUGGUGGUGCACCACAAGCGCGUGAAGGGUGGGCCGGCGGCGCAGCCGUUUGCGCAGCAGUGCCUGGCACAGUACGAGCAGCAGCACUGCCUCUACACCACCCCCACCGGCGCCAACGACGACUGGUACUGGCUGUAUGCGGCAAUUGAGAUGCAGUGUCUGCUGGCCCUGCGCAUGCCGCCCAACUUCUCCUUUGUCAUCCAGGAGUCAAGCGAGGGCGGCUGGCACUUCCCCAAGGCGCAGACUGCAGGGGGGCAGGGCACCGAGGGCGGGGAGAAUCAGGGAGCAGGGGAGGGGGAAGUGGAGAUGCAGGGAGAAGCGGAAGGAGAGAGACAAGGGAUGCAAGGGGGUGAGGGGGAGGGGGGUAGCGGAGAGGGUGGAGGGGGCGUGUUUGAUGAGUGGCUGUGUGUGCAGUGGAAGAAACAGUGAGGGGAGGGGGGAGGGGGAGUAGAGGAUGUGCCAGCGCCGGACUGGAGACGUCAUCAACGUGGAGCAGAGCUGUAGAAUCCGUGCUGC
Molecule: messenger RNA, 1748 nt
Organism: Closterium sp. NIES-67
Lineage: Eukaryota; Viridiplantae; Streptophyta; Zygnematophyceae; Desmidiales; Closteriaceae
Source: the annotation of a GenBank genome assembly